AUGCAUUCCGGAACGAACGACGCUGGCACCGUGCAGCGAGGUCGAAGCGUGAAAUGGGGUGGGGUGAGCGUAAUCGAACCCUCGCAGUGGUCGCGGGAGAAGGCGUUACCAGACGCGCAUCCGGGCGACGGGGUCAAGACCGGACUCGGCGCGGCGGAGGUGGCGGCGGCAAGCAUCCGGCAGGCAGGGUCGGCGAUGGCCGGGGCCGGAGCCGGAGCCGGAGCCGGAAAAGGAGUGAAUGGGAGGCGAAGAGGAGGCGGAUCUGGGAUGGAGUCGCAUCGUCAGCCGUCGGCUGGGGUUGCGCUCUCUAAAGCGACCUGCGACUCGCUCCGUUCUCCUCGUCCUCCCAUGGCCGCCACCUCCAUCCACGCCCUCCCCAUCGAGCUCCUCACCCGCAUCUUCCUCUUUGGCCAAGACCCUCACCCCCCGCCCUCGUCCACCGCCUUUCCCGACGACCCGCCCCUCGAGCUCACCGUCUCCCACGUCUGUGCUCAUUGGCGCGCCGCCGCCCUCGCCACCCCUGCCCUCUGGUCCCACAUCGCCAUCCGCGUCGUCCCCCACAUCGCCCGCGCUCGUGAGUACGUCGUCCGCUCCCGCACACACCCCCUCCACCUCCUCGUCGACUCUGCCUCCGAGGCUGACGCCGUCGCUGGCUACUCCGUCUUUCGCGAUGAGUUCCUCGACGCCUUCGCGUCCCUCACCCCGCACAUCGCACGCUGGCGCGCCCUCGUCCUGCGCGUACGCGACCUGCAGUGCAAGGCCCACGCCCGCACCGUCCUGUCCUCGUGCGGCCCUGCCCCAACCCUCGCCGACCUCGCGCUGUGGCACAUCCAAGACUGGGGCUCACCUGAGCGGCUCUUCAACGCCAUCGGCCCGCCCCCCGUCGUCGUCUUUGCUGGCGGCCUCCCUGCGCUCGCCCGCCUCGCCCUCUUCGGCGUCAACAUCCAGUGGACCGCGUCGGCGUCGCCCUUCCUGCGCCGCCUGACCCACCUCGAGCUCGGCGUACACUCGGACGACGUGCGCAUCCCCAUCGACCGCUGGCGCGCAGUCCUCGCCGCAUCCCCCGCCCUCGUCCGCCUCGCCCUCCACUACUCGGGCCCCCGCGCGCAGGCCGGGCUCUGGCGCCUCUCUGCAGCCCCCUAUUCACGCUCGCGCUCACCUAGCGUCAGCCCCGGAAUCGGCACUGGCAGCACCAGCACUAGCACCAGCACUUCCGCGGACUCCGCGGACGACGACGACUUGGACCCGGACGUCCCUGCCGGCCCCGUCCCGCUGCCGUCCCUUGCAGAGGUGCGUCUCGCGGACCUCGACGCGCCGUAUGCGUGCGCGAUCCUGCGCACAUUCACUGCCCCGCGCCUGCGCGCUCUGCAGCUCGAGCUCGGCGACCCCGAGGCCCCGCAAGACUUUGCGCCCCUCGCGGCCCUGCUCGCGCAUCCGCCCUCGCCCGCGGCCUUGCGUGAUGCCGAACUCGACCCCCUCGUGCCGUACGUCCCCCCGCCCGAGGUGGUUGCUGCAGUGAACAGGAGUGGAGCUAGGGAUGAGGAGGAGGAGAGGCAGAGGGCAGGGAGCGGAAUCGCGGAGCCGCAAGAGCCUCCGCCGAUGUUCCCCGCGCUGGAAACGCUCGCGAUCGGCGCGCUCGCCGACUGUGCGCUCGCGAGCUGGGCCCGCCUCUUGCGCCGCUCGGCGAGUCUGCGCGUGCUCGAGCUCGAUGCGGCGACGAUGGCGGGCGGGGCGUUCGAAGUCUUACUCGACAGCGCUGACGGGCAAGAGGGCAGGCGCAGGAGCAAGAGUAAGGGCAAGGGCAAGGAGAGGGCGAGGGAGGACCGGCCAGACAUCCUCCUGCCGAAUCUGCACACGCUCCGCGUUGCGGGUGUCUCAGGCGCAGCGAUCCGCGCGCUGGUAGAGCACCGCCGGCGCGCGGGGCGGCCGAUCGCGACGUGGUACGUGCAUGAGAGCUGCAGGGACGCGGAGACGGAGCGCGUCAAAGCGGAGAUGGACGCGGGCGUAGGCGGGGGAGAGGCGAUGGAGUGGUUCAGAGAUGAGGAUGACGCCGCAGAGGAGGAAGAGGAGGAAGGGAGCUGGGUGGACGAGGGUGAGGCGGAGGAGGGCAUGCACGAAGACGGAGAGGGCGAGCAUGAGGAGACACCGGAGGGCGAGUGGUCCUCGGAGGGAGACGAGUACGCGCAUGCGGGACCGGAUGCGGGCGCCGAGUAUCGCUGA
Molecule: messenger RNA, 2220 nt
Organism: Fibroporia radiculosa
Lineage: Eukaryota; Fungi; Basidiomycota; Agaricomycetes; Polyporales; Fibroporiaceae
Exons: 1
Coding region: 1-2220 (739 amino acids)
Source: RefSeq, a predicted model, not a curated record